AUGGAUCUUAAGACCGAGAAGAUGAACAGUCAAGGUACGCACGGACGAAAGGAGAAGAUAAAGCCGCAGUUUUUCGCGGACUCUUCCACCGAGCUGUCGGACACAAGUGUGGGACACCAGUUUUUAAAUAAAUCUGAAAAUGAGGAGGCGCAGCGACCGCCGAAACCAUUGUUGCGAAAGAAGAGCGCCAUCUCUCGCCUGGACAAGAGCUUCUGGAAGGUGAAUGUGGCCGGCCUUAGUGAGUUUCUCGAGUCAAACACCGUAUAUGGCAAGUGGUUCUGGAUUUCGUUGCUCUUAUUCUCGGCCGUCACCGCUUCGUACGAAAUUUACAAGAUCAUCGACAACUACUACAACACGCCAAUCGUCACCGAACUGUCGGUGACAGCCGUCCGCAAGAUGGACUUCCCAUUUGUCGAGAUCUGCUUACCGGUGUCCAUUAACCAGAAGUACUUGGACCAGCAUCCGUGGGCUGCCGACGCCGCCGUUGCCAUACGCCAGAGCGUAACCUCUGCGUCUAGCAUGGAGAUGAAGAAGAUGCAGAAGAGCAAAUCGAAGCGUCAGGGCUUGAUUCUGAUCAUGAACUCGCAGAAAACCAACUAUCCCGUGCAGAGAAACCUGCGACCUAAAACAGAAGGUGUCAUCGUCAGCAUCCAUCACUUGUACAACCCCUACAGUUUCAAGUAUAUCAACGUCCAAAGCGGUCUUUACACCAAGAUGGCACUCUCAGCCGAAUUCGACGAGUACCUGGACGUUGAUUCGGGUCCCAAGAAGCAGCCGUGUGUUUCUGACGACGAAAUGAACUUCAAAGUUUUCAACUUAACAUAUUCCGUGGCCGCCUGUCAAAUGGACUGUUACCAGUGGGAGACGCUCAGUCGUUGCGGCUGUAUCCUAGCACAGGAACCACGCUUCAUCAAGACAGAGGUUCUCGAAAAAACCCACUUUUGUACGACGAAAGAAAUCAACUCUUGCGUUGUCCCAAACGUGACCAACGAUGAGGUCGCCCAAGGAGCUUGGGAGGAAUGCUCCAAUCAGUGCUUUACGUCGUGCAGUCAUUGGAAGUACGGGGUCCAGCUGAGCACCAUGAAGCUGUACACGCCCAGUUUUGGCUUCCUCAGUCGGUAUAACAUAACGCCUGACAGCUUGGUGUACCUGCAGAUCGCUUUUACCGAUCUCGAGUACACUACGAUUACCCAGGACUGGGCAAUGCAACUAGAUGGUUUCAUCAGUGACUUUGGUGGUCAGGUAGGUCUUUGGACAGGGGCCAGCAUGGUGACCAUCAUUCAGGUUCCGGUUAUGCUCACUGUACUGCUGGUGAUCUAUCUGUACGAAAAACUACGGGCUGUGCCAAAGCUACGACAAACGAUUUCGAAACAAGACAAUCUGUAG
This is a messenger RNA of Soboliphyme baturini, 1386 nucleotides long. The record is from the annotation of a GenBank genome assembly. NCBI's taxonomy places the organism in Eukaryota, Metazoa, Nematoda, Enoplea, Dioctophymatida, Soboliphymatidae.